AUGCUCUACGGUCUUAACCACGUCUAUCUAAGCAGUUCGUCUGCGACUUUCUGUAAACUACUAAUUUAUUUACCACAUAUUGGUCUUCAAAUGACACGGAUCUUUCUGAUUUUGGCCUGUUUUGAUCGUUACGCUCUGAGUUCACCCAGUGUCACUAUCCGUAACUUUAGUCAAGUAUCAGUCGCCCGUCGAACUGUACCGAUCGUGAUUGUCAUCGUGUCGCUUGCUAUUCCGAUUCUCAUGCUUUUCUUGUCGAUCUUGACGUUUUACAAUCUGAAAAAUCGUCGAAAUCAACGCCGUCAACUUCGACAACGACCAUUAGAUAAACAGGCAAAAAAGCGACCAGAAGGUUAUGUUUGUCUUGAUGAUUAUAUCGUCAACAUUCAACGUAGGAUUCACUGCGGCAAAACAAAUUUCCCGGAAAACGCUAUACCGCAUCCAAUCAAGAUACAGGAAAAAAUCUGUGUUAUAAAGAGAAGGGAAUCAGACGCAUCUUUGUGA
Adineta ricciae is the source of this 501-nucleotide messenger RNA. NCBI's taxonomy places the organism in Eukaryota, Metazoa, Rotifera, Eurotatoria, Adinetida, Adinetidae. The record is from the annotation of a GenBank genome assembly.